Molecule: messenger RNA, 5655 nt
Organism: Chlamydomonas reinhardtii
Lineage: Eukaryota; Viridiplantae; Chlorophyta; Chlorophyceae; Chlamydomonadales; Chlamydomonadaceae
Exons: 20
Coding region: 100-4398 (1432 amino acids)
Biological process (GO): transmembrane transport
Cellular component (GO): membrane
Molecular function (GO): ATP hydrolysis activity; ABC-type transporter activity; ATP binding
Source: RefSeq, a predicted model, not a curated record
GAGACCGGAGUCCGACAGGGACCCCGCCCUUUUGACCUUUUUCCAACCCUUCGCGGGUCGCUUAAAAUGCCUUGCUUUGCUUGACCAAAUACUGAUACCAUGACGCUCAAAGCCGUUAUUUCACACAGACCGGCCAAUACGCCGGAACAUCCGGAGACAAUUGAAAAUUUGGAGCACGUCACGGAGCCCAUACCGGAGCACAAUGAACAUGUGGAUAAGGAAGAAAUACCGCCCGUGUCCUUCCGGCGCCUUUUCAGCACUGCAGACCGCUGGGAUGCACUGAUGAUCGUCAUCGGGACUAUCGCCGCCCUAGGAAACGGGGCGCUGCUGCCACUCGUGGCUAUAUUCUUUGGCAACUUCACCGACACUUUCGGUUCCCCCGGCUCCGGGAACUUCAUGUCCUCAGUCACCGACGUCACCCUCAAAUUCCUCUACCUCGCCGCCGGCGCAGCCGUCGGCAGCUACCUCGAAUGCUGCCUGUGGAUGUACACUGGCAACCGGCAGGCGAACCGGCUGCGCACCCGCUUCCUGCGCGCGGUGCUGCACCAGGACGUGGCGUUCUUCGACGUGCACUCCACCACCGGCGGCCUGGUGCAGGGCCUGAACGAGGACAGCAUCGACGUGCAGAACGCCAUCAGCGAGAAGCUGGGCGCGUUCCUGCACCACAGUGCCACGUUUGUGGUGGGCCUGGUCAUUGGCUUCACCAAGGGCUGGGAGAUGGCCCUGGUGAUGGUGGGCUGCAUGCCGUUCACGGCGGCCAUUGGCGGCGUGCUGGCGAAAGGCACGGAGAAAGCCACAGCGGCGUCCUCCAAGGCGUAUGCCGAGGCCAGCGCCAUUGCGCAGCAGAACAUCUCCCAGAUCCGCACUGUGGCGGCCUACAACCGGGAGCAGGCGGCCAUGCAGCAGUACGGCAAGGCGCUGGAGCUGCCGCGCAAAAUGGGCCUGCGGCAGUCGUGGGUCUCGGGCUUGAGCUUCGGCGGCAUCAACAUGGUCGUGUACGGCACCUACGCCGUGGGCCUCAUAUUCGGAGCAUAUCGCAUCGCCGCGGGUGCCUACACCGGUGGCCAGGUCCUCAUGGUGAUGGUGUCCACGCUGAUGGGCGGUUUCGCACUGGGCCAGGCGGCUCCGAAUUUAGAAUACUUCGCCAAGGGCCGCUCGGCCGGCGGCCGCAUGUUCCGUGUGAUUGACCGCCAGCCCACCAUCGGCGCCGAGCUGCUGGAGGAGGAGCAGGUGGCGGCCGGCGGCAAGCCCACCCAGCCCAAGCAGCCGCAGCAGCUGCAGCUGACGAACGCCAAGGCGGCCGGCGGCGACGUGGAGGGCGGGAAGGCGGCCAUCGGCGGGCACCGCGUGGCGCCGGCGGAGCACGUGGCGCUGAUUGAGCCGCCUGCCAGUGUGCGUGGCGAGGUACAGCUGAUCGACGUGGACUUCGCGUACCCGUCGCGCCCUGACGUGCUGCUCUUUGACCGGUUCAACCUGCACGUGCCCGCCGGCAAGACAGUGGCGCUUGUGGGCAGCAGCGGCAGCGGCAAGUCCACUGUGGUGCAGCUUAUUGAGCGCUUCUAUGACCCGCUGGCUGGCACGGUGACGCUGGACGGCAUGGACCUGCGCUCGCUGCCGCUGCGCUGGCUGCGCAACCAGGUGGGGCUGGUGUCGCAGGAGCCCACGCUGUUCGCGACCACCAUCUAUGAGAACAUCGCCAUCGGCACAAAGAACGCGUCGGCGGAGGAGGUGGAGGCGGCGGCGCGCGCCGCCAACGCGCACACCUUCAUCAGCAACCUGCCCCAGGGCUACGAGACGCAGGUCGGCGAACGCGGUGUGCAGCUGAGUGGCGGCCAGAAGCAGCGCAUUGCCAUUGCGCGCGCCAUCCUCAAGAGCCCGAAGGUUAUGUUGCUGGACGAGGCGACGUCUGCGCUGGACACUCGCAGCGAGGCGCUGGUGCAGGCGGCGCUGGACCGGCUGGUGGUGGGGCGGACCACGGUGGUGGUGGCGCACCGGCUGUCCACCAUCAAGAACGCCGACUCCAUCGCGGUGGUGCAGGGCGGCCGCAUCGUGGAGCAGGGCACGCACGAGGAGCUGCUGCGGGACCCCGACGGCGCCUACAGCGUGCUGGUCAAGCUGCAGAUGGAGGCCAAGCAGCUGCAGCAGGCGGCGGAGGAGGCGGGCGAGGUGGGAGCGGCCCAUGCGGUAGAGGAGGGUGCGGAGGAGGAGAGCUCGGAUGCGCCGGAGCGGCUAGGGGCCGUUGCAGCGGGUGCAGCGCCGCCGCCGGCAGCGGCGGGCAGGGCUGCUGCCCUGGUGGACACGCUGGCGGAUGGCGGUGGUGGUGCGGGUGUGCAGGAGCAGGACCUGGGCAAGGCGAUGCACACGGCGCCGAACACGGGAGGAGCCGCCGUUGCAGGAGCCUCGCGGCAGGGCUCCGCGCCGCCAGGAUCUCUUGCGAUCGCGAUCCCUGGCACAGGAGGGCCACCGGGGCCAGACUCCAAACUCGGGGCAGCGGGGGGCGUGACCAAGGCGGCUGCAGCGGGCAGCGCGGCGGCGGCUGCAGCCGCCGCUGCGACAAAGGUAGUUGGCGUGGAGGCUGACGACCGCAAGGAGGAGUCCGAGACGCCAUACGAGGUGCCGUUCAAACGUUUGCUGAAGUACGCGGAGGGAGAGUACCUCGUGAUUGCGAUUGGUUGCAUCGCGUCAGCAGUCAGCGGCGCGCAGCACCCGGCCUUCGGCUUCACGUUUGCAUCCAUGAUCGCCAUUUUCUACAUAAGUGACAUGGACGAGCUCAUCUCCAGGGCUUCGUUCUACUGCUGGAUGUUCCUCGUCAUCGCGGUGGCCGCCUUCCUGUCGGCCGUGGUGCAGCAGGUGGCGUUCGGCCGCGUGGCGCAGGCGGUGUCCGGCCGCGUGCGCGUGCAGCUCUUUGGCUCAAUCCUGCGGCAGGAGGUGGCCUGGUUCGAUGAAGUCAAGCACAGCAGCGGCAAGCUGACUGCCAAUCUGGCCACGGAUGCCGCUCACGUGCGCGGAGCCGUGGGCGACGUGGCCGGGGUGGCGUUUCAGAACAUAUCCACGCUGGUGCUCGGGUACCUUAUUGCCUUUGCCUACGACUGGCGAAUGGCCCUGCUCAUCACGGGUGUCUUCCCACUGAUCAUCGUCUCAAUGGUGAUCCACCUCAAGUUCCACACCGGCUUCACCAGCGACGCCGACAAGCUGUACGCCGGCGCCAACCAGAUGGUGACGGAGGCCUUCUCCUCCAUCCGCGUCAUCCACGCCUACAACCUGCAGGGCUUCAUCGCCGGCUCCUAUGAGAAGAUGAUCUCACACGCCAACGGCCUGCUGGUGCGCCAGAGCAACGUGUCUGGCCUGUCCUUCGCCUACUCCAACUUCGUCAUGUUUGGCAUGUACUGCCUGAUCAUCUACUUCAUGGGCCAGGAGAUUAACCACGGUUGGACCGAUUUUGAGGGCAGUCUUAAGGCCUACUUGGUGAUCAUGCUAGCGGCCAUGGGUAUGGCGCAGGCCACACGCACCUUCCCCGACCUAGGCAACGCCAAGGCGGCCGUGCAGCGCAUCUUCCCCAUCAUGGAUCGCAAGCCCGUGAUUGACAGCUCCGCAGAGGGCGGCAAGGAGCCGGACGCAUCGAGCAUCUCCGGCGAGAUUGAGUUCCGCGACGUCCGCUUUGCCUACCCGAGCCGCCCCAGCGUGAUCAUCUUCAACAACUUCAACCUGACCAUGACCGCCGGCUGUGUGACAGCGCUGGUGGGCGAGAGCGGCAGCGGCAAGUCAACGGUUGUGGGCUUGAUUGAGCGCUUCUACGACCCGCUGGCCGGCAGUGUGCUGCUCGACGGCAUGGACGUGCGUGACUACAAUCUCAGAUACCUGCGCGCACAGAUUGGGCUGGUGAGCCAGGAGCCGCUGCUGUUCAACGGCACCGUCGCGGACAACAUCCGCAUCGGCAAGCCGGAUGCCACGCAGGCGGAACUCCAGGCGGCGGCAGAGGCCGCAAAUGCCCUCGCAUUCAUUGAGGCUCUUCCGGAGAAGUACAACACAAAUGUGGGCGAGGGCGGCAUUCAGCUGAGUGGCGGCCAAAAGCAGCGCGUGGCCAUUGCGCGCGCCGUCGUGAAGAACCCCAAGCUCUUGCUCCUGGACGAGGCAACGUCGGCGCUAGACGCCCGCAGCGAGGCGGUGGUGCAGGCGGCGCUGGACCGGAUUAUGCUGGGGCGCACCUCCAUCGUCAUUGCGCACCGCCUGUCCACCAUCCGACACGCCAACACCAUUGCUGUGGUGUACCGCGGCCAGGUGCUUGAGAAGGGCACGCACGAUGAGCUGAUGGCGCUGGACGGCUCGUAUGCGCGCCUGGUGGCGGCGCAGAGCCGCGAGCCGGCCAAUGGGGCGGGCGCUAAGAAGCAUAAAAAGUGAUGGUCCCUCUUGACCUGGGUGCUGGGCACCCUUGCUUGCUUGUCGGACUGUCCCUUCUUGUAAUGUCGCAUUCAUAAGAAGUGAAGCGGUGUGUAUGGUGUUGCUUUCUUGUGCUGCGAGGCAAGAGCCUAGCGUAAGUGGGGAGUGUCGCCUUUGACUAUGACACGGGUUGUCAAGGUGUUGCCACGCGUACUUCCAUUGUUUGGUUGCUGGUGGGUGCUCUGCGCGGGCAUCAAUGUUGUUGCCACGUGGGUUUGCUUCAUUGGACACUGCCGUACUUACUCAGAAGCCAAAUGGUGGGGAAGUGCGGGACGUAUCUCUGUUUAGGUUGACCAGGAGUUUGUUUCCCCUCCAGGUGGGCCUACGCUGCCUCACACCGUUGAGGCAGAUGGUGGUUUGAUGGCCUUGCUGUUUUUUGUCCUUCGUUGCAUUGCACAUAGUGCUUAGUGCUUACUGCGCAGAUGCCCAGCCGUAGAUUUCCAAGCAGCAGUUGAUUCCGAUUCCGAUAAAGAGGCGGCAGGUCCAGAUCAGCCGAAUCGAGAAGCGAGUGGAGUGAGUGGACAGUUGACUGGCGCGAAGAAAGCUCAGGCAGUUCCGCAAACCUUCGGCUGCAGGGGUUACGCCUGUUAUGCCGUAGUAAGCACAAACAAAGCGUGGGAGAGGCGGAGAGCUAAUUCGACGCAUGCGCUUUGAGAUGGCGGGACCCUCGCGCGCUGAUGCGCAUUUAUCAUGCAACAUGUGUGGUGUUGAUGCACGCUGUCCAUGAAACACAUAACGGGUGUGGAACGGGGCCCUUGGGGCUGAGUCCAGGGGUGGGCAGGUUGAGGGACCUUGCGCGGAUUGAUUCCCGCGUGUGCCGAGAGCGCAGUCCGGAUGGCACAGCGCGAUAGAGCCCCUCACUCAGGCUCUCUAGGGCUAUUCGUGGAGCUACCGGUGCGGGGGAGCCUUGCCUGGAUUGGGUGUGAUGCAAAUUGGGCGGGCGGGCGUAACAAUGUAGGGAACAAUGGGUGGAAUCCCGCGCACGUGAAUUUGUGGAGGGGUAUGCAAGGGGGUAUGAACCUCCAUGUGAAGCGGGUUUGUGCAGUCAGUGUCAGUCGGUCGGUCCCGAUUUCGGAUGGGGUUCGGCACUUUCUUCCCCCCCCCCCACCCACCCCGUGAGAAGAACCCGGAACGGAUUGGGGGAGGUGGCCUCCGGGCGGGGCCGCCCCAUCUUUGUCACGUCGCAUCCAUGUGCUUGGCAUACCAUCGUUGUGCCGC